CAGCUGGGUGGGCGGGGCCUAUAGGGGCCCAGGAGUGCUGCUGCUGCUGCCGCUGCUGCUGCUGCGCGCGCGCCUCUGUCCGAGCGUGCGUCAUUAGGAGGGGGAAAUCCAUCCAAAGCCACGCGUGUGUGAAACCCAGGAGCUGUUUGGGACUUGUUUUGACGUUUUAUGUUUAUUUUCGAACCUUUGGUUCGGACUACGAGGGACGAUGAUUCUGGCAGCAUUAAAAGAAUUUGGGAAGCAGCUCCUGCGGGUGAAGGUGGUGGACUGCAGCGCGGAGGAGUCCCGGUUGGCACGAUGCCUCAACACGUUCGACCUGGUGGCUCUGGGCGUCGGCAGCACGCUAGGCGCCGGUGUCUACGUGCUUGCCGGUGCCGUCGCCCGCGACACCUCCGGACCCGCCAUUGUCCUCUCGUUUCUCAUCGCCGCCAUGGCAUCAGUGUUGGCCGGCCUGUGCUACGCCGAGUUUGGAGCACGCGUCCCCAGGACGGGCUCGGCUUACCUGUACAGCUACGUGACAGUCGGAGAACUGUGGGCGUUCAUCACAGGCUGGAACCUGAUCCUCUCCUACGUUAUUGGGACUUCGAGCGUGGCUCGGGCGUGGAGCGCGACCUUUGAUGAGCUGAUCGGGAAGCACAUAGAGAACUUCUUUCAACAGUACAUGACCAUGAACGCACCGGGAAUCCUGGCGGAGUAUCCGGACGUCUUUGCUGUCGUCAUCAUUCUCAGUCUGACAGGACUUCUUGCGUUUGGGGUGAAAGAAUCGGCCUUGGUUAACAAAGUGUUCACUUGCAUCAACGUACUGGUGCUGCUGUUCGUGGUCAUCGCUGGAUUGGUUAAAGGGAACCUUAGUAACUGGUAUCUGGACCCCAAAGAGGUCUUCAACACCACGGGAAACUCCAGCCUCAACGUGUCGUAUGACUUGAAUAAAAAGGAGCGUCUUGGUGACGGCGGUUUCAUGCCUUUUGGCUGGACUGGAGUCCUCUCAGGCGCAGCCACCUGCUUUUACGCCUUCGUAGGGUUUGACUGCAUCGCUACUACAGGCGAGGAGGUGAAGAACCCCCAGAGGGCCAUUCCUAUCGGCAUCGUGGCCUCUCUCCUCAUCUGUUUUGUGGCGUACUUUGGCGUAUCGGCGGCUCUCACAGUGAUGAUGCCGUACUACAUGCUGGACAAGAGCAGCCCUCUCCCAGUAGCCUUUAAUUAUGUGGGCUGGAAGGGAGCCACUUAUGCGGUGGCCAUUGGCUCUUUAUGUGCUUUGUCGACGAGUUUACUGGGCUCCAUGUUCCCGAUGCCGAGGGUGAUCUGGGCCAUGGCGGAAGACGGGCUGCUCUUCAAGUGUUUGGCUAAAAUUAGCUCACGGACCAAAACCCCCCUGAUAGCUACAGUAACAUCAGGCGUAGUUGCAGCCGUGAUGGCCUUCCUGCUUGACCUGAAGGACCUGGUUGACCUGAUGUCCAUCGGCACUUUGCUGGCCUACACCCUGGUUGCCGCCUGUGUGCUGGUGCUCAGGUACCAGCCUGAGCAGCUGAGCGUUGCCUAUGAGAUGGCCAACACCCAGGACGAACCCGACAACACCGAGUCCUACAGCGAGGGCAUUUCAGACAUCUUACCCCAGUCAGAGGAAGAGUUAAACAUCAGAAAUCUGAUUAUUCCUCCAGUCAGCGAGCCGUCUCCUCUUACUGGCCGUGUGGUCAACGUCUGCACCAGCAUACUUGGUGUUCUGGUGUGUGUUUUCAGUGUCGUAGCUGUUAAAGGUGGAACUGCAUCCUGGUCGGUGUCUGUGCUCGGCGUUCUCUUUGUGGCCUCUCUGAUCCUGACUUUCAUAAUAUCCAGACAGCCGCAGAGCAGAGCCAAGCUUGCCUUCAAGGUUCCUUUGCUACCUUUCAUUCCCAUCAUCAGCAUGUUUGUCAACGUUUACCUGAUGAUGCAGCUCGAUAAAGGAACCUGGAUGCGCUUCGGUGUCUGGAUGAUUCUAGGUUUCUUCAUCUACUUUGGUUACGGGAUUCGCAACAGCGCGGAGGCAGCUACGACCAGUUUGGACACCUCCAUCAAAGAGGAGCCCAUGACCACGGAGAAGGAGGCGUUCCUACACGACAUCCAGAACUCCACCGCAGACGGUGAAGAUCUAUGAGGAAACCAGAGGUCCUUUUCUGGUCCCGGUACCGAUAGAAACAUCGAGUGUCGGUCCGAUUUCGUGGCCGUGUACUCGUAAACGCGUUCCAAUAACACCUCACUUUUUGGUUAAGUUACAGCAGCGGACAACAGCAGCAAACUGUAAAGAAGAUAAAGUAAAAGUAUUGGAAAGCAGUACAUGGAAGUGUUUACAGGUUUGGCUUGGCUACACCUGAAAUAUUUGUUUUAAAGUGUCUGCACGUUUUAUUUAGCCGCGUUGUGCUACAAUAACAAAAGAGCCUUGGAUAGCUUUGCAUCAAACAGCAGGAACGACGGCUUCAAAACCAACUAUUUGACUGUAGUCGAGGAAACGAUUGAUCCACAGGUGCUGCAAGGAUGGCAAGCUGUUAAGUCCUAUAAUAACCACAAAAAAAACAUUCUACACCGAGGCAUUUUAUCGUAGUCGUUUCCCUCAAGGAGCAGCUGAGACGUUUGGUGUCGGAGAUUGUACUCAGUUCUUGUUAUUUUGCACCAAGUCCAAAUCAAAUCUACGAAAAGAAAUUUGAAAAAUAACAUUUUAGUCCAAGAGAUUGUCAACUUUCCAGAGUAGCUCAAACUUCCUGUUUGAGACACGUCCGGUAGGAUGCAGCUCAGCAUUUAGAUCGAAUAAAAAUGACAGAAUAAUGUACGUUUUUAGCUUAUAGAGGAUAAACUACAGUACUCGGCUGUAAGUACUCAUACUAACAAUGGACGAGCGUGGUGUCGGUGCAUCCCUAGUUCUGGUCCGUGAGCUUCACUUUCCUUUAAUUAGCAACAAGCCUCCUUUGUUUCUUCUGAUUGUUGAAAGAGUGAAACAGUUUUUGAACGAAGAAGUGUUUCAGUUAUUGCAGCUUUUGUGGUUUUAAACUUUUACUUGGUUACUGAUGGAAAGCACAACUCUGAGUGUUUUAUGCAAUAUUAAUUAUGAUUCUGGUGAUAAUGUGGCUCACAAACCCACUGUGCUGCUGAGGUAUACGAGGUACCCGUUCUGUGUACGGAUGGGGAGACGCUUAAUUUUUCAGUGAAAACACAAAUUUACCAACCAAAGAACGUCAGUUUUGUCUCUAAUUUUAUAUCUGGGAAUAAAAUGAGCUGCUAACUUUAAGUGUUUUCCUUCAGAAGGCUUAUUUUCACCUGUAAUAUUUGUCACUUUUGUAAUAUACUAUAAGACAACUGUGUGUUAUUGUGGGGGUUUUUUUUGCAUGUAAAUUAUAUCAUAGAUGAAAAAAGCUACCUUCGUGUCAUUUAAAAUUUUCCGCUUCAGUGUUUUUUUUAAUUCUUUAGCCUUUUUCCGGCUCAGACCAGGAACCCCCGCUAGAAACACGACCCACACGGCAGCUGAGAUCUGAAUGUUUUGUAUCCGUUUUUAUCAGGAAAAGAAGCUUUUUAUCCAAGAGUGACACAGAAGUAGCUAAAAUAUAAACUAUUUUUUUAGAUAAGUAGUAUUUUGUUUAUUUCUUUGUGUGUGUGUUUUUUAAAGUUCCACCAGUUUCUGUUGUAAAUACUCUUCGUUGUUCACGGCCACGGAAAUGUUUAACCAAAAAGCCGUUUUUGUUGGUUUGGACACGUUUAGUGACUUUUUAAAUGUGUUUUGACCACACAGCCUGUGUUACAGUGUUCACCUCCCCGCAUCCAGAUGGGCAGGAGCUGCAUGCAGGACGGGUUUUUAUUCAGCAUGUGUCGACUUUGAUUGGUGUUUUAGCAGCUACUGUUGUAAAUAAAUGAUGCAAUAAAUUAA
This is a messenger RNA of Nothobranchius furzeri (turquoise killifish), 3889 nucleotides long. Its product is annotated as high affinity cationic amino acid transporter 1. The record is from RefSeq and is a predicted model, not a curated record. Gene Ontology annotation, molecular function: L-arginine transmembrane transporter activity; L-ornithine transmembrane transporter activity; L-lysine transmembrane transporter activity. Lineage: Eukaryota; Metazoa; Chordata; Actinopteri; Cyprinodontiformes; Nothobranchiidae. Gene Ontology annotation, cellular component: plasma membrane. Gene Ontology annotation, biological process: L-arginine import across plasma membrane; L-ornithine transmembrane transport.